This is a messenger RNA of Drosophila montana, 4541 nucleotides long. Its product is annotated as sodium-dependent neutral amino acid transporter B(0)AT3. NCBI's taxonomy places the organism in Eukaryota, Metazoa, Arthropoda, Insecta, Diptera, Drosophilidae. The record is from RefSeq and is a predicted model, not a curated record. Bases 342 to 2531 code for a protein of 729 amino acids. Gene Ontology annotation, biological process: sodium ion transmembrane transport. The transcript is spliced from 9 exons. Gene Ontology annotation, cellular component: plasma membrane.
CAACGGAAAGCACAAAGCUACGGUCGUGAAAACCGAGCAAAGCUAUUUACGUGAAAUUAAAAAUUAACAUAAAAAUAAAGAAAAUUUAACGCAAAUUUUGCGUUGAAUAAGAAAAGUUUUUGAAAUUUCUGUGUGUGUGCGCGUGUCUGUGUGUAGUGCAUUAAAUUCCACGAGUUGUCAGAAAGUUGGUCAACAAGGAUAAUAAAACGGCGCGCCGUCAGCUUGCGUCCUGUGUGAAAAAAUCCGCCCCUAAACGGAACAUCUAAAAAGAAGCUAAGCCAACCCAAAGUUUGAAAACGGCUCGUUGGAACGGCAACAAUCAGAGUUAACUCCCAGCGUUGAUGGCUGCCACGAAAAUAAUUGAUGCACCGCGUAACGGUCACGAAAUGGCGCCCCUGAACACAAGAGCACGGGGCGAUGGCACCCACGGGGUGACCAUUGUCCUAACCGCUCCGCAACGCAAUUCGGUGCAAUCGGUGGAUAUACCAGGUGAACCGGACCGCGCCGCCUGGAGCGGCAAGAUGCAGUUCUUUCUCAGCAUUAUUGGCUAUUCGGUGGGGCUGGGCAACAUCUGGCGUUUUCCGUAUCUGUGCCAACAGAAUGGUGGCGGUGCAUUUCUGAUACCCUUCAUGAUCAUGCUGAUUUUGGAGGGCAUACCCUUGUUUCUCAUCGAGCUGGGCAUUGGCCAGCGCAUGCGUUUAGGCGCUCUGGGCGUGUGGAAUACCAUACAUCCCUGGCUGGGCGGCAUUGGCAUCUCCUCGUGCAUCGUCACGCUCUUCGUGGCGCUCUACUACAACGUGAUUAUUACGUGGGUUUUCUUCUAUCUGUUUAAUAGUUUUCGGUACCCGCUGCCCUGGUCCACCUGUCCUCUUAAUGGCAGCGGCUUUGAGCUGGACGAGUGCGCCAAGUCAUCGGAGACUACAUAUUUCUGGUACCGCACCACCUUGGAUGCGGCGCCCUCGAUGGAUGAGCCCGGUGGCCUCAAGUGGUGGAUUGUAUUGUGCCUGCUGCUCUCCUGGACCAUUGUCUUUUUCAUUGUCAUGAAGGGCAUCCAGAGUUCCGGCAAGGUGGUCUACUUCACCUCGCUCUUUCCCUACAUUGUGCUCACCAUAUUCUUUGUACGGGGCAUAACGCUGCGCGGCGCCGGCGCCGGUCUGAUACACAUGUACACGCCCAAGGUGGAAAAGCUGCUGGAGCCGACAGUUUGGCUGGAUGCGGCCACACAGGUCUUUUACUCAUUUGGCCUGGCCUUUGGCUCGCUGAUUGCCUUUGGCAGCUAUAAUACGCCAAAGAAUAACUGCGUCCGGGAUGUGCUGCUGGUGUCCGUAUGUAAUGCAGUCACCGCCAUCUAUGCGAGUGUCGUCAUCUUUGCCAUACUCGGCUUCAAGGCCACUGUCAAUGUGGAUCGCUGUGUGGCCGGCAAUACGGAAAUAUUGGUUAAGAAUGCGCUGCUGCCCUUCAAGAAUGCCAGCAGCGAGGAUUACGAAGCGGCCAUCCAUAAGAUCAAUGCAACCGAAUUCAGCUUAUUGCAUCUCAGUGAGUGCAGCCUGUCCAAGGAGCUAGACAAUGCCGCUGAAGGCACCGGCUUGGCAUUCAUUGUCUUUACCCAGGCCAUAGUCGAGCUGCCCGGCGCACCGUUCUGGGCGGUGUUGUUCUUUACCAUGUUACUGUCGUUGGGCUUGGGCUCACAGAUUGGCAUUCUUGAGGGGAUGCUGUGCACGUUGUUCGACAUUGACAUCAUCAAGCGGGUUAAGAAACAACAUGUCACUGGUGUGGUAUGUCUAUUCUGCUUUAUUGUCGGUUUCAUCUUCUGCACAGGUGCCGGCGAAUAUUGGCUCAAGAUGUUUGAUUCAUUUGCCGGUACAAUUGGUUUGGUUGUAGUUGCCCUAAUGGAAAUGAUUGCUGUCAUAUUUAUCUACGGACAUGAACGCUUCACUGAGGACAUCUAUCAAAUGACGGGCUACAGACCCGGCUUGUAUUGGCAGUGGACCUGGCGCUAUAUUGGCCCAGUUAUCAUGGUGUGCAUAUUGGUCUCCUCCAUAGUCUUUAUGGUCAUACGUAAUCCUACAUAUGGCGCUUGGAAUGCCGAUCUGGGCGUUGUUGAACAAAAGAAUUAUCCCAGUUGGGUUAUGGGCGUUGCUCUGGCAAUGAUCCUGGCUGGUGUGCUGCCCAUGCCCAUUGUGUUCCUCAUGCGCAGCUUCCAGUGCCUCAAGGUGGACCUGGACAUACACCAAGGCUCCAUUAGGCGAAAUGAGACGACUGCCUCAACCAAGGAAAUGAUUGACAAUGAUGAUGAUGAAGACGAUGAGGAUGAUGAGAAUGACUUUAGUGGGCCCGCGUUAGGUGGUCAUGUGAAGACUCAGAGCGAUUUCUCAGACGAUGAUGAGGAGGACAAGCCCAUGACAAUGCGUAUGAUGAUGAUGCGUCCAACAACACAUGCAAACACGCCCCUUAAAAACCUGGGCACAAGUCAUCUAAAUGUGCCAACAAGCAGAAAGAAGAACUACAGAAAGAACGCCUAUGAUGUGUAGACAAGCAAGUGCGGCAAGGGUAAGCAACCUCUUAAUUCUAGAGGUUAGGUCAAAAAAAAAAAAAAAAAAAAAAAAAAAACAGAAAUCUAUAUAUAGAGAACAAUAUGCUAUAUAUAAAUCUGGUGUUGCGAUUAAAGCGCAAAAACCAUUUAUAUAUUUACACUAAGUAUUUUAACAUAAUUUAUAUUUAAAAAACCUUAAGUUAAGCGAAAAACAAAUUAAACAAAUAUUAAACAAAGAAAUUUAAGAAGAUUUAAAAAAGAAGCUAUAAAUAGUUAAAACAAAAUUGUUAAAAUAACAUUUUAUUGCACACACACACUCACACACAAUUAAACUAUGUACAAUGAGCUACAAUUGAACUAAAAACGGGUCUCUGAAGAGAGUUGAAAAGAAAAAUGUUUGUAAUUUCUGUUGCCGUAGCAUUUAGUUGAAAACUGUUUUUUAGAAUUUAACUGUUGAGCACAAUGCAAUUGUAUUUGUGUCCUUAUAAACCCUAAUACAUAUAUAUUAUAUAUAUACUAUAUAUAACCCAGUUGUAUACCCUGCCUAGCCAUGAGAACUUUUAAUUGCAAAACGCUUUUUGUAGUGUAACCCAAAGAAACUUUUAACCAAACGCAUUUCCAAGAGUUUAACUCAUUAUUUUUAUUUACUUAGUAGCAUUCAGUUUCAAGUUGAACUUAUCGCGCCCAAAUAUAUAUUCAGUUUAGCUCUAUACAAGGUUAAUUUAAAUAUAUAUAUACUUAUAUAUACUUAUGUAUAUGUGUAAAUGCAAAAGUAUUGUAAUAAUAAUAAGAAAAAAUGCAUAAAUUUAAUAUAAACAGAGAUCGAAAAGGUUAGGCAAGUUGAAAUAUUAACUAAAGAAUUACUAGUUCAGUUGUUAACUGCAAAUAAAAUAAGAAAAUACUAAAAAUACCAAAAAAACAACAGAAAUACUAAAAUUUACACGCAGAUAAAAAUAGAAAAAAAUGUUUAAAAAAACAGUAUGGCAUGUGUGAUAUUCUAAAUAAUAUCCUCGAAUUGUAGUCUAAGAAAUAUCAUCAAUUAUGUUUACGUUUUACAACUUAUUUUCACAUACGGCCACUUGCUUCAACCUAAUCUCAAAUAAUUCAGUAUUUUAAUAUUUUCUGCCCUCACAUGUUUAUUUUUCACACACUGAAAGUAUUUUCUUAUAUUCAAAAACAAAAAAAAAAAACUGCUGUGAAUAGUUUUAGUGGUUGUAAAAUGCUAUUACAAGAGCAAGAAGAAUUACAAGAAAAUAAACGUUAUGAAUAAUUAUAUGAAUAGUUCUUAAGACGGCAUUAAAUUCUGAUCUGACUUUAAUAGAAACAGAAACAAACUCGCACACUCACCUAAGUUCACCUAAGGUCCUUAAAACAUAAUCCUAUUUCAAAUUCGGUUUCCGCAAAGCACUGCAACAGGUUUUUAUAAUCAAUCCAGAAAACACACACAUCCAUAGAAAAACUAGAAAUUCUCGAUUUCGGAUCAGGCGAGAUAACUGUAAUCAAAAGAACAUGGAAUUUUUCAAAGUACUCGUAAACGGCAAACGUUGAAGACAAUAAGACAUAAAAUUAAAACAAAGAAUACUUAUGAUGUGAGCCUCGUCGACAUUCGUGAACGUCGGCCACCAACUUGACAGUUUCGAUGGGCAAGCAACUUUAUAUACAGAGAUUUUUAUUAUUUUUAAUUUUUCGAAAAAAAGAUUUUGAAACCCAAACAGAAAAACAAAUUCCUUUGCAGUGAGAAGAAUGCCACGUAUAACUAGUAUCUGGGAGGGCUAUAUGAAAAGAAAUCUAUAAGAAAAGAGCCCACCCAAAAGCUCGAUAAAUGUACCUUGCGCAGAGACAGGUCGUUGGUUAGUUGGGUUAGUUGAUAAGCUUAUAGACGGCGAGCUAGAGCUAGAGAUAUGAGAGUUAAAAAGCCAAACAGUUGUUUUCUAUAUAAUAGUUAUAUAUAUCCAACUCAGAGAUUGAUAUGGAAACUACUCAUAAGUGUUAUAAACAUAACGCUCCG